CAGAAAUAUUUCCUUCUAAAAGCUCUCUCUCUUAUCUUCGGAAUGCACGGGGUUGCAGAAAGCGUGUUUAUCGAAAAAAUAUUGUGUAGAAAGUAUUUUUAUUUAAACAUAAUGAAAUUAAAAAAAUAUAUUUUACUAAAUAAUUCUAACCUUUCGGCUAAAAAAUAUAUAAAUGAAUAUAAAUAUUGAAAGAAUUUUCUUUCUGUAAGAAAACUUUAUUACCAUCUUAUAAAAAAAAGUCUUUACAUAUUAGAUUUAUCGGCUCAGGUUUUACGAAAAUAUUUAAGUUUAAUGGCCAUAAUCUAAACGAAUAACUAUGGCCUGUUGUUUGACUCUAUCGGAUAACUCUAUUUGUAGAAUUAAACCACUAAUACUUUUAUUAUUAAAUUUAAACAUAUGCAUUGAACAAAUUAGUGCAACUUCAUAUCUUAUUCCAAGUGAAUUGUCCAACAUAGAUCGACCCUUUUUUGACGAUAUAAGCCCAAGAAAUGUUUCAGUUGUGGUCGACGAAAUUGCGAUACUAAGAUGCCGUGUUAAAAACAAAGGGAAUCGAACUGUUUCGUGGAUGCGAAAGAGGGACUUACACAUUCUAACAACAAAUAUUUAUACCUAUACCGGUGAUCAACGGUUUUCAGUAAUCCAUCCUCCAAGUAGUGAGGACUGGGAUUUAAAAGUUCAAUAUGCGCAAGCACGAGACAGCGGUGUCUAUGAAUGUCAAGUUAAUACAGAACCAAAAAUAAACUUGGCAAUUAAUCUUCAAAUAACAGCUAAUAAUGAUUUAGAAAUCAUCAAUUCUAAUAGACGACACUAUGAUUCAAAAGCAGCUCGAGCAAAGAUACUCGGAUCGGCAGAAAUCCAUGUUAAGCGUGAGAGUACAAUUGCUUUAACCUGUUCAGUAAAUACUCAUGCUUCAUCUGUUAUGUGGUAUCAUGGAUCAUCCAUAGUGGAUUUUGAUUCUUUACGCGGUGGCAUUAGUUUGGAAACCGAAAAAACGGAUAUGGGAACUACUAGCCGAUUAAUGCUAACACGAGCUUCAUUCAGGGACUCAGGAAACUACACUUGUGUUCCCAAUGGAGCUAUUCCAGCAUCUGUCAGAGUUCAUGUUUUAACGGGUGAACAACCCGCAGCCAUGCAAACUAGUGGUGCGAGAAGGUCACGUGGCGACACUGCAACGAUUAUAUUCAUAUCAAUAAAAAUUUUAUAUAUUUCACGUCUUUACAUAGAUGUAAAUCCAAAAGGGAGAUGACUAAUUGUUCCAUAAAAACAAAAUUACGUUAAGAUUACCAAAUAUUUCACUGGGAAAAAUUCUAAAAGAACGUAUUUAUACCAGUAUUCAAUAUAUAAGUAUAAUAGAAUAUGUAAUUCCUAUAGAAAUAAAAUAAAAUAUUGUAUUAAUUUAUGG
Messenger RNA from Drosophila ananassae, 1402 nucleotides. RefSeq names its product zwei Ig domain protein zig-8 (gene dpr7). Gene Ontology annotation, cellular component: neuron projection membrane. Bases 317 to 1246 code for a protein of 309 amino acids. Gene Ontology annotation, biological process: synapse organization. NCBI's taxonomy places the organism in Eukaryota, Metazoa, Arthropoda, Insecta, Diptera, Drosophilidae. The transcript is spliced from 8 exons. The record is from RefSeq and is a predicted model, not a curated record.